Lithohypha guttulata is the source of this 1119-nucleotide messenger RNA. It is a transcript of the gene HEM2, whose product is annotated as Aminolevulinate dehydratase. Gene Ontology annotation, biological process: heme biosynthetic process. Bases 1 to 1119 code for a protein of 372 amino acids. Gene Ontology annotation, cellular component: cytosol. The record is from RefSeq and is a predicted model, not a curated record. The transcript has a single exon. Gene Ontology annotation, molecular function: zinc ion binding; porphobilinogen synthase activity. Lineage: Eukaryota; Fungi; Ascomycota; Eurotiomycetes; Chaetothyriales; Trichomeriaceae.
AUGUCGUUCUCGAACCUCGUCAGAGACAUGUCCUUCAAGGAUGGACCGAACAACUCAUCCGAAUCCCGAUCCACGCUCUCACGAGCAAAAAGCUACACCUCGACUCAAGCGACCAGCGUCAGCAUCGCAGGCGACAUCUCUUCACAACUACAUGCCGGCUACAGCCACCCACUGUCUCGUGCAUGGCAAGCUGAGCGACAACUCACGAAAGCGAUGCUAAUAUACCCUUUGUUUAUUACCGACAACCCCGACGAAGUCACACCUAUACCGUCCCUACCUAACCAGAACCGCCUCGGCCUGAACAAAGUGGUAUCCUUCCUACAGCCUCUCGUACAGCAAGGUCUACGGAGCGUGAUCCUAUUUGGUGUCCCACUCGCACCUGACGCGAAAGACGCACUAGGCACAGCAGCAGACGAUCCAGAAGGCCCAGUCAUACAAGCCAUUAGACUCAUCAGGCGCUCCUUCCCACAAAUCUUCAUUGUCGCAGACGUCUGUCUAUGCGAAUACACCUCCCAUGGCCACUGCGGAAUCCUCUACGAAGACGGCUCACUCAACAACGCAAUGUCCGUCGAACGUGUAUCGGACGUCGCGCUAGCAUACGCCCGGGCCGGCGCCCACUGCAUCGCACCCUCAGACAUGAACGACGGCAGAAUCCGCGCAAUCAAGCUCAAGCUAAUAGAAGAGGGAAUAAGCCACAGAGUCAACCUAAUGUCCUACGCCGCCAAGUUCUCAGGCUGUCUCUACGGCCCCUUCCGCGACGCAGCUGGCUCGUGUCCCUCGUUCGGCGAUCGAAAGUGCUACCAGCUUCCACCGGGCGGUCGAGGUUUAGCAAGAAGAGCAAUUAGACGGGACAUUGACGAGGGCGCAGAUAUCAUCAUGGUUAAGCCUGCGAGUUCCUAUUUAGACAUUAUUAGUGACGCGAAGGAAAUUGCAAAGGAUAUGCCGGUUGCCGCUUAUCAGGUGUCUGGUGAGUAUGCGAUGAUUCAUGCUGGUGCGAAGGCGGGUGUGUUUGAUCUAAAGACCAUGGCGUUUGAGAGUACUGAGGGUAUACUGAGGGCUGGGGCUGGUAUUGUGGUUAGUUAUUUUACGCCAGAGUUUUUGAAAUGGUUGGAUGUGUAG